Molecule: messenger RNA, 4259 nt
Organism: Cannabis sativa
Lineage: Eukaryota; Viridiplantae; Streptophyta; Magnoliopsida; Rosales; Cannabaceae
Product: zinc finger protein ZAT12
Exons: 1
Coding region: 3461-4039 (192 amino acids)
Source: RefSeq, a predicted model, not a curated record
CGUCAGUUAUUUGUAUAUAACCGACGCCAUAGGGUAACAUUUACCAUCAUUUAUUUUCAAUCCUACAGCGUUGCAUGGAUCAUUGUCAGUAGUGAAUUUUGCCAAAAUUAACGCUAAAAGACCUUAAAAACUGCCUCUAAAGCCCAGAUUUGUAGUAGUAAAUACUAAAGACUUGAUUAACUUUUACAAGUCUUUAAGAUUCAUGAUUCAAGGUGUCAUUACAAAAAAAUUAUUUUUAGACACAACAAAACUUGUGACUAAAAAUAAAAUAGUUGUAACUAAUUAUAAAUUAUUUUUAUAUUGUGACUAAAAGAUUCAUGACUAAAGUUAUUAGUCUCAAAGAUUAUAAUUUGUUGUGACUAAAUAUGCUUUUAGUCACAAUGCUUGUUGUAACUAAAAGUAAAUUAGUGACAACUUAUAUUUAAAAAUUAUAUUUUAAUUAUAAGUAAUUUUCUGUUCUGACUAAAAAUUACAUAACAAAUUUACGUUGUAAUUAAAAAUUUAUCAUUAAAAGAAUUGCUUUUUGUAGUGUGUGUCCAGUUAAGUCUUGCAUUUAUAAGUUCAUUUUUCGCUAGCUAGUUACAUAAUAAAAUUUUAUAAACAAAUUCUAUAUAUCUAUAUAUUGGAUAAAAUAUUUAUAGGGACACGAUUUUGUUCUGUGAUGUACUUUCACGGAAUGUACUUCGUAGUACAUUAGAUGGGUCUCAGGGUACGUUACCAUUUUUUAACCUUAAUUACCCCUAGAUCAACUCCAGCCCUCAGAUUAAAUAACUUCUCCAUCUAACGGCUGUCGUACAUCAGACAAAAUCGUAUUCCCAAUAUUUAUAUAUAUGGGCCAAAUAGAAAGAGAAAGAACCAAAUUGUUAUUUCUCUGUCCACACCAAAUUUUGCUACAAGACAAAAAAAAAUUAUUAAUCAUCCAUCCACUUAUUUGUGUGUGGAUAUUUUACAUAAAAAUACAAGCACACGCAACACAAGUUACGUGUAUAUAAUGUUAUACAUUUAACAUAUUAACUCUUUAUAUAUUUUUUAAUUCAGAAAAAGAAUAUAUUGCAUUUCAUGUAAUAUAAAUUGUCCUUUUGGUACAAGUUUCCGUACCUUUGGUCACUCGACAACUCCAAGGAAACUUCCCGAUCGACAUCAUCGUUAUAUAGUUCAAACAAAAAUCAGUGUAAACUGAGGAAAAAGUCAACCUAAAUUCUCAUUUCUGAGUAGUUGGGAUUUCCGCGGAUGUAGAAAAACACCAUAUGUCGAGAUACACACAUUACUUAUGCAACAUACCUUGCUUAACACGUUAAGACUUUAGCAUCUUGUUUAAGAAGAAGUUGAUCGAAUUGUAAUUAAACAGAACACAACAGCUGACUAAGAUAUAUAAGAGAAGAAAUGUAUUAUUUGUUCCAGAAACUAUUGAUUUGUAUAUAUAAAUUAUCUAAUAGUAUAUAGUAUUAGUGAUUAGGUAAGAAGAUAUAGUUCACAUAGGUGAGUUACGUUGGUUGGAGUGGCAUGCACUUUGUGUGCCGCGUAAAAUAUAGAAUAUUAUUUGUUUGAAAUUAAGUUUGAGUCACUUCCAAAAAUAAAAAUAAUAAUAAUAAUAAUAAAUUCAUCAUUAAUUAAUUUAGAGUGAAAUUAACACACCAAGUCUACGUGGGUGCUUACGAAGCAAGUUUAGUUUCCUGGGUUGUAUUUGGAACACCCACCACGCAUACCUUAUUUUCACUUCUAGUGACUUGGCAAUGUCAUCUUGAAAAAUACUAGCUGCUACUUCCUACUACUAGAGCCUUUCACACUUACUUUUCUUCUCUCAUAAUUUAUCAUACUACGCGAAUUUAACUAGCGUUAACGCCACUUUCACCAAUCCCAUCACUUCAUUAUCAAUAUUGAUUAUUAUAUUCUAAAAUUAAUAUUUUUUAAACAAUAAGAAAAAUAUAUUUUAGUUUUCGUAUUUUAAUUAAAUAUCAUAAUUUCUAAAUUUCAAAACUAAUAAAACUAAUAAUCAAUCUUUUUUCUAAAAAAUAAUAAUCAAUAAGGUUAGGUUAAUUAGUAUUUUUUCCCCGAACUUUGACAUGUACCAAAUUAUGUUCCUUAAACUUUUUUGGCCGUUAAAAAUUCUCCUAAUGAGAUUGUUAGAUUAAAGACUUUUGUCUAAUUUUAAUAAAAAAAUUCUAACAUGGAUGAAAGUUCAGAGGUAUAAUUUAGUACAUAUCAAAGUUUAAGGGGCAUGAUUUGGUAGAUAUUAAAGUUCGGGGAACCAUCACUGAAAGAGUAAAAUUGAAUGAAAUGACAAAAAUCCUUAAAUCUAACAAAAGGGACAUGAUUUAGUACAUGUUAAAGUUUUAGAGAAAAAAAUCCUAAUUAGCCAUAAGGUUAAAGUUUAACCUAAAUUAAUAAAUUUAUUUUAUCUUUGUUUUAUUUUAAUCCAUUUUUCAUACUUUUAUUUAUUUCGAAAUUAAUAAAAAAUCAAUAUUAGUAAAAUUAGUGAAACAUUUCAGAAAAUUGGUUACAUGGAAUAUAGUUUCAAGUUUUACUUAAAAAGUGAAGGUAUAAUACAUGUUACUGAAAGAAUUAAAUUUUGAUAAAAUGGGAUAAAAAUAUAUUUUAGAAAAACAAAUUGAUUAAAAACUAGUUUGCAUGUUUAUAUUGAUUUUUUUUCCUAUUAUUGACAACCGUGAAAUAAAGAAACUAAUAAUAAUAGAAGGUGAAAAAUGAAAUUUUACUAACCACAUUCACCUACAUUAAUAUUUUGUUUGCCUAAAAAAGCAAACUGAAUUUGUUUAAAAAUUUAAUUUCAAAGAAUCGGGUAUCUGCAAGAUAAAGAUGUUAAAAUAAAAAUAUUAAAAAAAUAGAAACUCAUAACAAUUAGGAUAAGAUAAAACAAAAGGAAACUAAAGAAUAGCGCGUGAGGUGCGGAAGUGAAAUGCGAGUUGGGGAGUAGAAUAUUUCUAGAAUAGUCAAGAGAACAUAGAGCAUAGAAUAGGAAAGGAAAAGAGCACUAUAAUAGAGAAGAACAAAGGUUGCAACUUCCAUUAGCUCACCGCAAACGACUACUUCAUUCCAAAGAUAUAUUCCUUAUUGAUCAACGCGGUGACGCACGUACCAAUGAAACAAAGCGGUAAUCACUCUAAACCAUAUGUUUCUUAAAUUUACCUAAAACCCCUUACUAUUCGCUUUCUUAGACCUCAAGAAAACACGCAACCCCGUUUCCGACAAUACCCUUUUUCUUUCCCUUUCUUUAUCUCAUCAUCAAGUCAAACUUCUUCAGCUCCAAACCAAACCCAUCCCUAUAAAUAUUCCCCCCAAACUCACUCCAACACCAUUUCAUUUCAUUCAAUAUUCAUUUUCUCUUUCUUCUUAAACUACUUCGCCGUCCAUAGCCCCCAAAUAAGAAAUAAUUAAAAAAAAAAACUUUCCGAAUUCUCCUUAUUCUUAUUUUUUUUUCAAACCCAAAACAUAAAUUAGAAUCAUGGUGUUGAAGAGAGAAAGAGACCAUACUUUUGGUGAUGAUGAUAAUAUUCAUAGCUAUCGUCGGAUUGAGUCAAGCUUGGAUAUGGCUAAUUGCUUGAUGUUAUUGUCCAAAAUAGGCGAAACUGACUCCGAUGUCGACACUAAUAAAUUAGAAUCGUCACCACAGCAGUCGUUGUCGGAGCGUGUGUUCACUUGCAAGACUUGUAACAGAACAUUCCCGUCGUUUCAAGCGCUGGGUGGCCAUAGAGCCAGCCAUAAGAAACCGAAGCUCUCCGAAGCUCUCCAAGGCAUCCCACAGCCACCGCCGAAGCCCAAGACCCACGAGUGCUCUAUCUGUGGGCUUGAGUUUGCAAUUGGACAAGCACUUGGCGGUCAUAUGAGGAGACAUAGACAAGCUGCGGCGACCGAUAAUGGUCGUGAACAUCACGCGCCUCCUGUUCCAGUGUUGAAGAAGUCGAAUAGCAGCAAGAGAGUUUGCGCGGAUUUGGACUUGGAUUUGCAUUUGGCUCCUCCCGGGAAUUAUUAUGAUUUGAAGAUGCAGUUCAAGGCUCCUCCCACCUUGGAAUGUUUUCUAUAGACAUAUAUAUAAAAUUAUUUAGCCUUGUGUUGAUAUAGGAUCGGGAUCGAGUCAUCGACGUAGUUGCGGAUUUUUAUAGUUAAUUUAUUUAUUGAUUAAUUUUAUUUUAUUGCAUUACUCAUGUUCAUAUUUAGAGAACUGAUCAUUGGAUUUUUUUUUUUUCUCUUUGAAUUAUACCGGCCGAUUAAUUAUUUGAUUUUUUAUGGAAUUAUUUGUUUAA